Triticum turgidum subsp. durum (durum wheat) is the source of this 345-nucleotide messenger RNA. Lineage: Eukaryota; Viridiplantae; Streptophyta; Magnoliopsida; Poales; Poaceae. The record is from the annotation of a GenBank genome assembly.
AUGCGCUACACAUUCAAACCGCUUACCCCAGAAUACCGGUUCACAGAAAAGACCGUGCAGAUCUUCUCCAUCAGGGUCAGGGCCCCAACAGAUGGUCUCAGGUGGCCGCUGCGUGUCCAUGGCCACAUUGCCAGCAGAGACUCGAUGGAUCAGAAUCGCAACUAUCUCUUCAGGCGCACAAGGGAUAACUGCCAAACCCUCACACAAGACGAUCCAUCCUUGCUGCUAACAGGCCCAUCCCGUGCAAUUGUGUACCUUGCUCCGGUUACAUUCGAAGUCCAGUUAAAAGUAAAGGGCGAAGGAGAGUCUGAAGAUGAGAUGCUGGCUUUCGGUGCCUUCUACUAG